Molecule: messenger RNA, 1677 nt
Organism: Medicago truncatula (barrel medic)
Lineage: Eukaryota; Viridiplantae; Streptophyta; Magnoliopsida; Fabales; Fabaceae
Product: cytochrome P450 71D8
Exons: 2
Coding region: 39-1556 (505 amino acids)
Molecular function (GO): oxidoreductase activity, acting on paired donors, with incorporation or reduction of molecular oxygen; heme binding; iron ion binding
Source: RefSeq, a predicted model, not a curated record
CUUAGCAUACAUAACAUCUUCCCUUAAAUAUUAAUGCAAUGGAAGCUCAACUUUCCUUCUUUGUUAUUCCCUUCUUUCUUUUGUUCGUGUUGCAUUGGCUAGCAAAGUAUUCUAAGACAAAAAAAAGCCAUAGUAAAUUGCCUCCUGGUCCAAUGAAAUUUCCUCUCAUUGGUAACCUUCCUCAACUAGCCAUGUCCAAAAAACGUCCACAUCAUGCUCUACAUGAACUUUCUCAUAAAUAUGGACCUUUAAUGCACAUACAACUUGGUGAAAUUUCUACUGUGAUUGUAUCAUCUCCUAAAUUGGCAAAGGAAAUAAUGAAAACACAUGAUGCUGCUUUUGCUAAUAGGCCAAAACUUCUUUCCCCUGAAAUUAUGGCCUAUGGUUCAAAAGAUAUUGUAUUUUCUCCAUAUGGUGAUUUUUGGAGACAAAUGAGAAAAAUAUGUGUCUUUGAACUUCUAAGUGCUAAAAGGGUUCAAUCUUUUUCUUAUAUUAGAGAAGAUGAAACAAAAAAAUUGAUACAAUCCAUUCAAUCAUCAACAGGCUCAACAAUCAAUCUCACUAGUAGAAUUUUCUCAAUGGUAAGUUCAAAUAUUUCAAGGGCAGCUUUUGGUGACAAAUCAAAGGACCAGGAUGAAUUUGUUGAUUUGGUUAGAAAGGUUGUGGAAAUGUCGAGUGGAUUUGGUGUCGAUGAUUUGUUUCCUUCGAUUAAACCGUUACAUAUACUAUCUGGAAUGAAACCGAAAUUGGAGAAAAUUCACAAGCGUGUAGACAAAAUCAUUGAAAACAUUAUUAGACAACAUCAAGAAAAGCGAGAAAGAGCAAAAGAAGACGACAACAAUGAAGUUGAUAACGAAGAUCUUCUAGAUGUUCUUUUGCGAGUCCAACAAAGUGAUAACCUUGAUAUCAAAAUAACAACCAACAACAUCAAAGCUGUGAUUUGGGACGUAUUUGUUGCCGGAACUGAUACAACAUCGACAACAAUAGAGUGGGCUAUGUCAGAAAUGAUGAAAAAUCCAAGUGUGAGAGAAAAAGCACAAGCUGAACUAAGAGAAGCAUUCAAAGGAAAGAAAAUAAUAUCUGAAUCUGAUCUAAAUGAACUAACUUACUUUAAGUUAGUGAUCAAAGAAACAAUGAGGUUACACCCACCUUCACCUUUAUUGGUCCCUAGAGAAUGCACUGAAUUGACCAUCAUAGAUGGUUAUGAAAUACCAAAAAAUACUAAAGUGAUGAUAAAUGCAUGGGCAGUGGCAAGAGAUCCACAAUAUUGGACUGAUGCUGAGAUGUUCAUUCCAGAGAGGUUUGAUGGUAGUUUGAUUGAUUUCAAAGGAAAUAAUUUUGAGUAUAUUCCUUUUGGUGCUGGAAGAAGAAUGUGUCCAGGCAUGUCAUUUGGUAUAGCUAGUGUUAUGCUUCCUCUUGCUUUAUUACUAUAUCAUUUUAAUUGGGAACUACCAAAUCAGAUGAAACCUGAGGAUUUGGAUAUGACUGAAAAUGUUGGAUUGGCAGUUGGAAGGGAAAAUGAGUUGUGUUUGAUUCCUAAUGUUUAUGUUAUGUGAUUUCAUUAUGCUCAUCAUAAUAAUAGUACGUAUAUACUUUUAUGUCAUGUAGCUUUUCAUAAAUAGAUAUAAUAAAUUUGUAAUAUAUGGCAUUUGAAACUAUGUAAAUUGUAUUAUACUA